Messenger RNA from Rotaria socialis, 2892 nucleotides. The record is from the annotation of a GenBank genome assembly. Lineage: Eukaryota; Metazoa; Rotifera; Eurotatoria; Philodinida; Philodinidae.
AUGAGCGUCGGAGUGAAUGGAGGCCGUUUUGAUUUUGAUGACGGCGGUACCUAUUGUGGAGGAUGGAAUGAUGGAAAAGCGCAUGGACACGGUGUAUGUACAGGACCAAAAGGACAAGGUGAAUAUUCGGGCGCAUGGCAAUACGGCUAUGAAUUUUCGGGCAUCUAUUUAUGGCCGUCGGGAAACUCUUAUGAAGGACAAUGGAUGAGUGGAAAAAGGCAUGGACUGGGUGUUGAAAAGAAAGGCAGAUGGGUUUAUAAAGGCGAAUGGACACAAGGCUUUAAAGGACGUUAUGGUAUUCGCAUAUCAGAAAUAUCAGGAGCUCGAUAUGAGGGUACAUGGGCGAAUGGACUUCAAGAUGGUUAUGGCGUUGAAGUAUAUGCAGAUGGUGGUGUUUAUCAUGGACAAAUACAGCAAGGUCUUCGUCAUGGUUUCGGUAUACGACGAAGUGUACCCUAUGGUUUAGCAUCACGUUAUCGAUCGAAAGAUGUACGAGAUUCGUUAACGUCACUUCGUUCUGAAGAUGAUGAAGAACGAAUACAACGUGAACGAGACAGACGAAUGGAUGAAAAUCGUGGUGGAUUUGUUCUUCGUUCAAGAUCAGAUCCACAUGAUUUAUCAUCACGUAGUGCUAGUCAAGGUGCACAUCGUGGCUCCCUAUCAAAUAGUGCUGAUCGUCGUUCAUCUUUACGUAAAACUCUUCUAUCAAAAUUACGUAAACAGAAAUCAACCAGUGAUAUCGAAGAUAGAUCGGUAACAAAAAAAACAAGUUCAUUUCGUUCAACAGCAAGUUCAACAAGUGGUGAUUCAAAACAUUCAGUUAAGACAGCUACAAUGAUAUCAUCACACGGCAAUACACCCAAUUCCACAGGUACACUUGAUGAUGGUGAACAUUCAUUUAUAUCUCAAGAAGAUAUACUUGACAAUAAUGUUGUUGAAACAUACAUGGGUGAAUGGAAAUCUGAUAAACGUAGUGGAUUUGGCAUAGCUGAACGUUCCGAUGGUUUAAAAUAUGAAGGUGAAUGGUUUAAUAAUAAGAAGAAUGGUUAUGGAGUUACAACAUAUCGUGAUGGUUCUAAGGAGGAGGGAAAAUAUAAAAAUAAUAUUCUAGUAACUGACAAACGUAAACCAAGUAAAUUAUUUUUACUUCGUUCAUCGAAACUUCGUGAUAAACUCGAUGCAGCUCUCAAUAGUGCAAUGAAGUCAGCAACAAAUGCACAGCAAAAAGCUGAAAUUGCAAUGGCUAGAGCAAAUAAUGCUCGUUCGAAAGCUCAUUCAGCCGAAAUUUAUGCUAAACAAGCUCGAAAUGAUAGUGUUGAAGCUCGAGUAAGCGCAAAAACAGCAGCACCCGAUUUCCGUCAACCAGGAGAAGAAAAACCACAAUCAUUCAUUACAUUAGAUAUUGACCGACAAAUCGAUGGAAAAUUAAUAACUGCUAAUCAUACUAGUACAAAUCCACCCGAUUGUCGUUUACCAACAUCAAGGACAUUGCCACCUCAUCUUUCUCAACAUCAACAAAAUCAAGAAGUAUCCCCAGCGUUUAUACUUGAUGGUGGUGUUUAUCAAGGUCAGUCAACGCUAACACAGCCAGCUGACUGGAAUCCAAAAAGAAAAACUAUUGGCUCGCCAUUGUCGAUUCAACAACAACAACAACAACAACAGCGCCCUGAUUAUUAUCAACAAGCUAACAAAACUAUGUCGCCAAAUAUUUAUAACACUGUACCCGAUCCACGUACAGGAAACUCCGUGUCUAAUUAUUAUGCUCAUUCAAAUCAACCAUUAUCCGGUGAUACUUCAAUGCCGGGUAAUUUAGGUUAUCAUGACGAUCGUGCUGUACAUAUCCCGAGUAAUUUUGAUUCAGCACCAUCGUCAUUUUCAUCUCUUCCACAAUUUGUACCGAAUUCCGUCGGUAUGGGUCCUCGUUCCGUACCGAAGCGAUCAACAUUUAUACGAACACGUCAUUUCGAUACAUCCACAGAAGAUCUACUUCAUGAUCAUCACCAGCAGCACCACAAUCAACAACAACAACAACAACAACAUAAUGAAUAUACUUCUCAGUCACCGAAUAUUUAUGCUCCUCAAAAUAUACGCCCUACAUCAAAUACGCGAACAAUCCCAAUGUCGGCAACGUCCGGAAAUAAUUAUAAUAUACGACCUCCUCUAAUCCAUGGUGCACCGGAUUCUCAAAAUUCAAGUGGUCAAGAUUCCGGUUUAAGCUCUGGUGGUACUAGUUUCGAUCCUGAACAACAUCAUAUAUAUAACUUAGGCAAUCCAACAAAUACAAUGCGAUCUAUGACACCUACUGUAGACGCAUACGAUGUUCCGCAACCGAUCCCUAUACCUAAACGAAAAUCUCUACCAAGUAUAGUUACAACUAUACCUGGUGAUUAUAAAACUGAUGAAACCGCCCGAUCAAGUGAUAAUUUAAAAGAAAGAGAAACAUUUAUUAUUGAAAAUGGUAUACGUAAACGUGUUACCGCUCAAGCACCAGCUUAUACAGAAAGUGGUUCAAUUGUACCACAAGGAACUUUAAUGACGAGUAGUAGUGGUUCACCAAUACUUGCUCAUCGUGUUAUUCUCGAAAGUAUUACAAAAUUAGAUGUACCACAAUCAAUUAAGAAUAAUACCGGUGGAAAUAAGCGUGGCAGUAUGCCGACAGUCGUCAAUAUUGCUAGACAUCGACAAGAAGCCGCUAGCAUAUCCCGAGAGGAAGCAUCAAUCCUUGGUUCUCAACGACGUGAACAAAUACGACGUGAACGUGAUUUCGAUUCAACAGCUAUUGGUCGUGUUAAAGCUUUAUUACAGAAUGUCAUCUAUCGAAAUCGAGUGUUUAUUGCCAUAUUUUUUCUAAAUUUAUCCCUUGCUCUUUGGUUUAUUCAAUUGUUGAGAUGA